UGAGUGACAGUUGCUUCAGGAACCUUGCCGAGGAUCGUAGUGGGAUAAACCUUAAAGAUCUGGUCCAAGACCCUUCUUUGUUGGGUGGGACUAUAUCUGCAUACAAGAUAGUGCCAGAUGAAAUAGAAGAAAUCAAGGAGACGCUGAUAGAUUGGUGUGAUGAAAAGGAACUUAAUUUGAUCUUAACAACUGGAGGAACAGGGUUUGCACCACGAGAUGUCACUCCAGAGGCCACUAAAGAAGUAAUAGAGCGAGAAGCCCCAGGGAUGGCCCUGGCAAUGUUGAUGGGAUCACUUAAUGUUACUCCUUUGGGCAUGCUCUCUAGACCUGUGUGUGGAAUCAGAGGGAAAACUCUCAUAAUUAAUCUGCCAGGUAGCAAGAAAGGGUCACAGGAAUGCUUUCAGUUUAUACUGCCAGCCCUACCUCACGCCAUUGAUCUUUUGCGGGAUGCCAUUGUAAAAGUAAAGGAGGUACACGAUGAGCUUGAAGAUCUACCUUCACCGCCACCUCCUCUUUCUCCUCCUCCAACCACCAGCCCUCACAAGCAGACAGAAGACAAAGGAGUACAGUGUGAGGAAGAGGAGGAAGAGAAGAAGGAUAGUGGAGUGGCCUCAACAGAGGACAGUUCUUCUUCACAUAUAACGGCAGCAGCCAUUGCAGCUAAGAAGCAUCCAUCCUACACCAGUUCAGCUGUUAUCAUGGCAAAAGGUGAACAGCCCAUCCCUGGUCUCAUCAGUUAUUGCCAUCACGCAGCAGGCAGUGCAGGAGAACCGAUUCCAGAUUCCAUCAUCUCUCGUGGUGUUCAGGUGCUCCCACGUGAUACAGCUUCCCUCAGUACUACUCCUUCAGAAUCCCCUCGUGCCCAGGCCACCUCUCGUCUCUCCACCGCGUCCUGCCCAACACCAAAAGUCCAGUCUAGGUGCAGCAGCAAGGAGAACAUCCUCAGAGCAAGUCACAGUGCUGUUGACAUUACCAAGGUAGCAAGAAGACACCGCAUGUCUCCAUUCCCAUUGACAUCUAUGGACAAGGCCUUUAUCACAGUUCUGGAGAUGACCCCAGUGCUUGGAACAGAAAUCAUCAAUUACAGAGAUGGAAUGGGCCGAGUCCUUGCUCAAGAUGUAUAUGCAAAAGAUAAUCUACCACCAUUUCCAGCAUCAGUAAAAGACGGCUACGCUGUCAGAGCUGCUGAUGGCCCAGGAGAUCGAUUCAUCAUAGGGGAAUCCCAAGCUGGUGAGCAGCCAACUCAGACUGUGAUGCCUGGUCAGGUAAUGCGCGUUACAACCGGUGCUCCAAUUCCAUGUGGUGCUGAUGCAGUGGUGCAAGUGGAAGAUACAGAGCUCAUCAGGGAAUCAGAUGAUGGCACUGAAGAACUAGAGGUUCGAAUCCUGGUGCAGGCUCGACCAGGCCAAGAUAUCAGACCUAUAGGACAUGACAUUAAAAGAGGUGAAUGUGUGCUGGCUAAAGGAACCCACAUGGGUCCAUCUGAGAUUGGUCUCUUAGCAACUGUUGGAGUAACUGAAGUAGAAGUUAACAAGUUUCCAGUGGUUGCAGUCAUGUCAACGGGGAAUGAGCUACUGAAUCCUGAAGAUGACCUCUUGCCAGGAAAGAUUCGGGACAGUAACCGUUCAACUCUCCUAGCUACAAUCCAAGAACAUGGCUAUCCAACAAUCAACUUGGGAAUUGUGGGAGAUAACCCAGAUGAUUUACUGAAUGCACUGAAUGAGGGUAUCAGCCGUGCUGAUGUGAUCAUUACAUCAGGAGGUGUAUCUAUGGGGGAAAAGGACUAUCUUAAACAGGUGCUGGAUAUUGAUCUUCACGCACAGAUUCACUUUGGCAGAGUUUUUAUGAAACCGGGCCUGCCAACAACUUUUGCAACUCUGGAUAUUGAUGGCGUAAGAAAAAUAAUCUUUGCACUCCCAGGCAACCCUGUGUCAGCUGUUGUCACCUGCAAUCUCUUUGUUGUUCCUGCACUGAGGAAAAUGCAGGGUAUCCUGGAUCCUCGGCCCACCAUCAUCAAAGCCAGGUUAUCAUGUGAUGUAAAAUUGGACCCCCGCCCAGAAUAUCAUCGGUGCAUACUGACUUGGCAUCACCAAGAACCACUACCUUGGGCGCAGAGUACAGGGAAUCAGAUGAGCAGUCGUCUGAUGAGUAUGCGCAGUGCCAAUGGACUGUUGAUGCUACCUCCAAAGACAGAGCAGUAUGUGGAGCUUCACAAGGGGGAGGUGGUGGAUGUCAUGGUCAUUGGAAGGCUAUGAUGUCACCAGCAAGAGCGAAGCUUUGAUGCAUGUCCACAUAUCAUUGACUGUAUCCUGUAAUAUGCAACGGCACAGCUAGUUUUUCUGAUUUGGAUAAAGGUUGAUCAGUAUAGUCAACAUCUUGAAUUAUAUUUCAAAUGGAAUUUAAAUAAAUACCUUUUAAAAAAAACUUUAAAACAAAUCUUAACAAAGAAAUUUAUUCUGAUUAUAUCAAAGCAACUUUUUCCUUUCCUUGCAAUUGCUUUGUGUGUUCAAUGCUAGUUCCAAUAGCAGUAGCUUUUAGUAGACAGCAGUAGGUGCCUGCAGAACUUGUGUUUUUUCUCAUCUUUAAGAUACAACUACUUAUGCUCUUAAAACAAGGCUGUCUGCUUAUUUAUACUAGCGUAGACAACACUUGGAUUUCCCUUAUUAGUAUGCUUCAUAACCGCUUCACAGAGAGCUUCUGCUUGUUCUUUAUCUUGUAUCUCGUGUUGAUGUGCACAGUGCCAAAAGCAGAGUGGCUGCACUGGGAACCCAAUGAAGCCCCGAGGUUUUCUCACCUCGCUGCGCAUUCAGGGAUCUCUCUUGUCCCGGCAGCCACCCAGCUCAGUACUCUUGGGCAGUAACUGGAUACCUUUUAUUUCCACAAACAAAAAAAUUGCUUCCUUAAGUGCUGACAGCCUUUUUAACCAAUACAUUUAAAAAUGUACAGAACUAAAAAUUAAAAAAAAUCAAAGACUGAUCUUGUACAGAUAUUAGUGUUACCAGCAUUCGUGUGGAAAUUAAACGAGCGAAGAAAUAAAACUAAUGUUAAACAACUCUGUACCAUAACAUUUUCUGUAAUGAUAUUGAAACUUAAAUGAAUAAAAAAAAUCCUCAAUCAUUAUUUAAAA
This is a messenger RNA of Fulmarus glacialis (Northern fulmar), 3127 nucleotides long. It is a transcript of the gene GPHN, whose product is annotated as gephyrin. Lineage: Eukaryota; Metazoa; Chordata; Aves; Procellariiformes; Procellariidae. The annotation marks the transcript as partial. Gene Ontology annotation, biological process: establishment of synaptic specificity at neuromuscular junction; molybdenum incorporation into molybdenum-molybdopterin complex; glycine receptor clustering. Gene Ontology annotation, molecular function: molybdopterin molybdotransferase activity. The transcript has 22 exons. Gene Ontology annotation, cellular component: dendrite; cytoplasm; postsynaptic specialization. The record is from RefSeq and is a predicted model, not a curated record.